Molecule: messenger RNA, 1515 nt
Organism: Gasterosteus aculeatus aculeatus (three-spined stickleback)
Lineage: Eukaryota; Metazoa; Chordata; Actinopteri; Perciformes; Gasterosteidae
Source: RefSeq, a predicted model, not a curated record
AUGUUUGUCUUGACAGCAUUCGCUGUGGCAGAUGGUGCAGGAAUUGCUGAACAGCCUAUUGAAAUUAUAGUGAAUGUAAUUGACCAGAAUGACAACAAACCAGUCUUUGCUCAAAGCACCUUCCUGGGAGAAGUUGCUGAGAGCUCACCAGAAGGUUCUACGGUGAUUAAGAUUGAGGCCACAGAUUUUGACGAGCCAAAUAGUGACAACUCCGAUAUCCGCUACCGUAUUCUGAGCCAGGAUCCAACUUUGCCCUCAGACCCUCUGUUUGCCAUCAACCCGAUCACUGGCGUCAUCAGAGUCAACGCUGGGCGGCUCGAUCGAGAGAAAUACCCAAAGUACACUCUGGUGGUUCGAGCAGCAGACAUGAGAGGAGAAGGGUUGAAUGGGGAAGCAAAAGUCAUCCUUACGGUCACUGAUAGCAACGACAAUGCUCCGGCCUUCACUCCUUCACUCCAGCCUGCGUGUGAGACAUCAGUUGAAGAAAAUAAAAGGACGCUUGCAUCCAUACAACUUUGUUGGCUGAACAUUUGCAUCCUCUUAACAGUCCCAUAAGGCACUUUUACACAUCAACAUCAGAUUAACCAGGAAAAAAGUGUUUAAGAAACAUAAUGGCCUUAAUUAACCGGUUUUAAUAAUUUGAGAAAAGGGGGGAGUGGUCCUUUUUAAAGCCAAGAACUACAACCAAGAAGAACUCUAACAGUGACUACUUGGCCAGUACACUGCUUUUAAUUGCACCUACUACUAUUCUCUUUACAUCCAUAUAUUGUCCUUUCCGAUACAGCUCUUUGCGAAACUGGUUAGGGCCAUAACAGAAAUGCUCACAUUGGGGGCUUUUAUUUCCCUUAUUUGCACUCAGGGACACCACGAAUCUCUCCUCGCUAAACAUACACACAACCACCAUGGGCAUACUGGACCAGGUCCUCUCCCCAACAGACCUUACUCCUACCAAUCCAGGGUCAACACCUCUCUAAUAAAAGUUAUUUGUAGCUUCCAGGAUGUAAUGUAAGGGAUAACCCUAAAAUGUUUCACCCAUGUUUCAGCCAACUGUAAAGUCACCCCGACAGCAGCAGCAGGUCAAUUUUAAUCCAGUUUUGAGGAACUGAAAAAUCCUGAAAAAAAGUCAUGUUUUGAUUGUACUUGUAUCCCCGCUGUGUUGCUUACAAAAAUCUAAUCUAAUAUUUUUCUUUUAAUAUGAUUCUCAGUUUAGAUCAUUUUAAGGAAUAAGUUUUAGAAAGAGUUUUAACAGCAUAUGUGCGUAUUUUGCUUAUAACUAAUGAAGCAAAAUUAAGUUUCCUUUAAAAAUGUAUUUUCUUUUGCUAUAGUUUCCUUGGCUGAUAUUGUGCAUUAAAUCAAUCAUCAAAUAAAUAUGUACUUCAUCCUUUUGUUCCUCCUACUACAACUAGUAAUAAUACUACUAAUAAUAGUAAAAGUGAUCAUAAAUGUGAAACAAAUUGGAAAACAUGAUUGCAUUAAGAAAUUAUUUCAAAUUCAAAAUACAUGUGUCACACCGCA